Frieseomelitta varia is the source of this 3579-nucleotide messenger RNA. It is a transcript of the gene IntS2, whose product is annotated as integrator complex subunit 2. The coding region runs from base 230 to 3577 and encodes 1115 amino acids. The record is from RefSeq and is a predicted model, not a curated record. Gene Ontology annotation, cellular component: integrator complex. Gene Ontology annotation, biological process: snRNA 3'-end processing. The transcript is spliced from 5 exons. Lineage: Eukaryota; Metazoa; Arthropoda; Insecta; Hymenoptera; Apidae.
AUGUGUGGCGGCAUAAUUAGAAAUGGAUGACAGACUCAUGUUUUCUAACCUAAUUGAAUUCAAAUAAAGUAAUUGCAGUAAAUCCCAUGGAUUUAAUAAAUAUUUUAUUUUAUUUCCAAACUAAAUAAGUUAAAAUUUAAUAAUAUUGUAAUUUAAAUAAAAAUAUAGUUAUAUUACAAAUUUUGUAAUGUGAAGUAUUACUGUUUGAUUAAUUUUAAACAGAUAAUAAAUGAUAACCAUGCAAGAGAAUACACGUGUAUCACCACGGGUUUUUACUGCAAUACAAAAUGUAGACAUACCUGUUUUAGCUGUGUGUUCUCACAAAGAAAUACGUCCAAUUUUACCAUGUUUAGUUCGAAUGAGUCUUAUAUCUCCAUUGGACGUAACGAAAGAAUGUGUAGAACAGAGGAAACAGGUUCUGACAAUUCUAUCUGGUAUUGAAUCAGUAAAUUCAAUAAUUGCAUUGCUUUCAAUUGACUUUCAUGCAUUGGAAACAGAUGUCCGGAAAGAACAACAAUUAAGGCAAAAGAUGGGAAGUUUGCAAAGGGACAGUGUACUUGCUCAGUCAUUGCAAAGUGGCCUUGCUUUAGAAUUUGAACGCAGUGAAUCUACUAGAAGAAUAAGAUUAGUUCUAAGUGAACUAUUGUAUAUAGCUUCUCAAGUACAGGAACAACAGAAAAACCAGGAAUUUCAGAUUAAACAAUCUGAUUUAUUUGAUAAUGCAGUUUACAUGGAAGAGAUUAGUUAUGUGAUUUGUGUGGCAUUAUCAGAGUUGCCCACAGUAUUAUCAAUAUUGGAUAUUGCAGAAACAUUAUUACAUGUUAAAUAUGGCCCAGAAAUAAUUUGUUGGAUAGUUGCCAAUAUCCCUGAUAGUUUCUCUGAAGUUUGUGCACAUUUAAUAGCUAAUGGAGAAAGACAAGAAGAAUCAGCAUUAGGCAGGAUUAGAACAAUGGCUUUGACAAUGUUGUGUCAAAUGAAUCCAAGUCAAGCAUUAGCAGUAAGAGCCAAAUGUGUAGAACUUUGUAGAAUGCCUGCUUUAGCAAUUACAUUAAGCUUGGAACAUGAGAAUAUAAAUAAUUCAUUAGCAGAAAGUGAUAUAGUUGCCUUUGUGUCAGGAUUAUUACUUGGUAGUGAUCAACAAGUAAGAACAUGGAUUGCAAUGUUUAUUAGAAAUGGUCAGAAACGUAAAUGGGAAUCUCAUACAGCAUUACAAUCUUUAAGAGAAGAACUACUUAAACGAUUGCAAACAAUAACAUCUCAAAAUGCAGGUCAAUUACUAGAAAGUCAAGUUGUGCAAGCCAGUGCAUUGUUACGUCUUUAUUGUGCAUUAAGAGGCAUUGGAGGUAUUAAAUUCCAAGAUGAUGAAGUAGCAAUGAUAGUACAGUUGUUAACAUCUCAUCCUCCUCCAUCGCCAGCUGGUGUGAGAUUUGUUUCGUUAGGUCUUUGUAUGCUUAUUGCAUGUUCUUCAUUAAUAGGUCACCAUAAUCUUGAAAAACGAAGCAUAGAAUGGGUGCAAUGGCUUGUACGUGAAGAAGCUUAUUUUGAAAGUGCCAGUGGUGUAACAGCAAGUUUUGGAGAAAUGUUACUUUUAAUGGCAAUACAUUUUCAUAGCAAUCAACUGUCAGCUAUUUGUGAACUUGUAUGUGCUACAUUGGGAAUGAAAAUACCAAUUAGACCAAACAAUUUAACUAGAAUGAAGCAAAUUUUUAUGCAAGAGAUAUUCACUGAACAGGUUGUUACUUCUCAUGCUGUAAAAGUACCAGUAACAGCCAAUUUAAAUGCAAAUAUUCCAGGAUUUUUACCUGUACAUUGUAUUCACCAAUUGCUUAAGUCAAGAGCAUUUGCUAAACAUCGAGUACCGAUAAAAAAUUGGAUUUAUAAACAAAUUUGCAACAGUGUGCCACCAUUGCAUCCAGUUCUUCCUGCUUUAGUUGAAGUAUAUGUCAAUUCAAUUUUAGUAACAAAUAACAAAACAUCAGAACAUACAAAUAAACCAAUUACUGAAGAUGAAAUUAGAAGAGUAUUUCAAAAUAGCGUAUUUGGUGCAAAUUUUGAUUUUAAGAAAAAUAUCAAUAGUGUCCCCAAAAAUGAAAUAGAUAAUAUGGAUAUUGACAUUUCAAAACCUUCUCUUACAUCACAAUUACUAUUGUUAUAUUACUUAUUGCUAUAUGAAGAUGUUAGAUUAUCUAAUAUGCAUACUUUUAUAUCACAAGAUAGAAAAGUUAAGUCAUAUUCAACUGAAUUUUUAUCAGAGUUGCCAAUAAAAUAUCUACUUCAGUUGGUUCAAAGGGAUCAAAUGAAUUAUGCUGGAUUAUUUUCACCUCUUCUCAGAUUACUAGCAACACAUUUUCCUCAUCUUUCAUUAGUAGAUGAUUGGCUUGAUAAUGAAAUGAUUAACAUUGACUCUACAGUAACAAAUUAUGAAGAUGUGAAAAUUACUGAUAUCAUGAUUAUUGAAACAUUUUCUCAUAUUCAAACAUGUCCCUCAAGAACAGGAAGACUCUUAAGACAAUUAAUGUCAAUGAAACCGACUGACAUUUGGCCACAUGCUGAAAUUAUAAUUCAUUAUUUCAAAGCAACUAUAAGUCCAAGAGUUCCUAGAUACAUUCAAGAAUUGUACAAACAAGUAUGGCUUAGAUUAAAUACAGUUUUACCAAGAUGUUUAUGGGUUUUAUCAAUAAAUGCUUUAUUGAUAGAAAACUCUCUUGUAAAAAAUGUGUUUUUAACACAAGAAAAUAUUGUAUUAGAUCCUUUACAAGUAUUGAGAUGUGAUACAAGAGUUUUUAGAUGUGCUCCAAUUUUGUCUGUUAUUUUAAGAAUUUUACAAGCUGCAUUAGCAGCUUCUCGAUCUCAGUUAUCUAGACAUAUACAGGACAAACCACUAACAGAAAAAAUUGGUCAGUUAUCAAGUGAAGCUGAAAGAGAAGAUUUAAGAAUAGCAUUAGUGGCAGGUCAAGAAAGUGCUGCUGUACAAAUAUUAUUAGAGGCGUGUUUAGAAACAACAGAAGAUAGAGAAACCCCUGGACAGAUGUGGUCAUUAAGAGAAAUACAAAGUAUAAUCUGUUCAUAUUUACAUCAAGUAUUUAUAGCAGAUCCAUCAUUAGCUAAAUUGGUCCAUUUUCAAGGUUAUCCAAGAGAAUUAUUACCUAUUACAGUUGCUGGUAUUCCAUCUAUGCAUAUUUGUCUUGAUUGGAUUCCUGAAUUAUUAUCACAACCAGAACCAGAAAAACAAAUAUUUGCUGUAGAUUUAGCUUCACAUCUUGCAAUUCAAUAUGCUUUACCAAAAGCUUUAAGUGUUUCUCGUUUAGCUAUUAACACUUUAAUUACACUCUUAGGAGUAUUAUCUGCUAAAGAUCGAGUGAUUUUAUUUAUGCCUGUAUUAUCAGCAUUAACGCGUAUAUGUUUAGCUUUUCCACCAUUAGCUGAGGAUACUAUAGGUUUACUUUUACAACUUGGUAGAGUUAAUUCUGCACAAGCAGCAUUGGGAGAUAAAUCUGCAGACAUUUUAUGUCAGGAAGUGAAUGAAACCUUUUGUAUGUUAUUACAAAAAGCAAUAUUGCAAUCACAAGUAUAUUGAAA